This is a messenger RNA of Ruditapes philippinarum (Manila clam), 1088 nucleotides long. RefSeq lists its product as uncharacterized. The record is from RefSeq and is a predicted model, not a curated record. Lineage: Eukaryota; Metazoa; Mollusca; Bivalvia; Venerida; Veneridae. The transcript has 3 exons. The coding region runs from base 1 to 735 and encodes 244 amino acids.
AUGGCCGUCGAAUAUCAUGGCGCAAAGAUAGAGUCCAACAUAACCUUAGAUAGAUCACCAAAACAUGAUAAGAAAAUUGCUAUAUUAGCCGCAAAACUAGCAGAUGCUGAACAAAAACUAGAAAAUCUGAAUAACACACUAACAAAGACCCAGAAAUUAUCUGAUGGUGCCACAUAUAUACGCUGGGGUCGUACCACGUGUCCUAGUAAAGCCGUUCUAGUGUACGACGGCUACGUUGCUGGAUCACAUCAGUCUCAUAGUGGAACUGCAUCCAAUCCAUUAUGUCUGCCAAAAGAUCCAGAUUUUGAUGAGCAUACCGAUGGUUUUCAAGCAACUAGGAUAUAUGGAGCAGAAUAUGAAACAAAUGGAUAUCCGAGAUGGACGUAUCUUCAUGACCAUGAUAUUCCAUGUGCUGUUUGUCGGAUACCACGCCAUAACGUUAUAAUGGUGCCGGGAAAGAAUCGUUGUCAUGACAACUACAUAUUGGAAUAUAAAGGCUAUCUUAUGGCUGGGCACUACAGUCAUGCUUCAUCCUCUCAAUUUGUGUGUGUUGAUGGAAAUCCCGAAACGUUAGAGGGAACACAUCAGGAUAGGGAUGGGAAACUGUUUUAUUUUGUUGAAGGCGACUGUGGUUCACUACGAUGCGAUCCAUAUAAAAAUGGUUGGGAGCUGACAUGUGCUGUGUGUUCUUAUUCAUACAAUGGAAGAUCGACGAGUUUACAGCCUUACACAUAGUUUAUACACACGCUUAUAAAUGGACAAUAUAUACACAAUGGGCGAUAGAAAAUAGAACUAAAAUAAAAACAAUUGUUAUAUCCCCUUGUGCAGUUCCUAUCAUAUUUAAGAAGCAUUUUCACUGUUGUGUUUUACUUAAAUACUUUCUUCAAUAAUUUUCUCAUUAAUCAUAUUUCAUGUUUCAGUAAAUAAGUUAAAUAAUAAAUAUUCCAUUAAAAUAUAACCUUAUAAAGUUGAUGUAAAAUUAGCAAGUGGAUUGGCUGUUUUGCGCCUGAAUAAGAUAUAAAGUCAAUAAACAUUAAACUUAAAUAAAUUAAUGGUAAAACCAUUUGGUUUUGUUUUCCUUGGUUGAG